Molecule: messenger RNA, 516 nt
Organism: Gossypium arboreum
Lineage: Eukaryota; Viridiplantae; Streptophyta; Magnoliopsida; Malvales; Malvaceae
Exons: 1
Coding region: 1-516 (171 amino acids)
Source: RefSeq, a predicted model, not a curated record
AUGACUUCACGAUAUAGUAUCAUCCUAGUAAGGCCAAUGUGGUGGGCGAUAACAGAUUUGAGAGUGAUGUUCACUCUACUUAGUCUGUUUGAUGAUGGUAACCUAUUAGCCGAGUUGCAGGUUAAGCUGACUUGGAUUGAUCAGAUUCGAGAGAAGCAGUUAAGGGAUGAGUCUUUGGGUCUGUGGUUUUGUCAGAUUGAGAGUGGCAGUACUUCAAAUUUUGGAUUGAACAAUAAUGGUGUUCUGUGUUUUCAAGGUCGGAUCUGUACGCCAAAUGACCCUGAUUUGAGGCAGUCGAUUCUGAGGGAGGCGUAUAGUAGCCCUUAUGCUAUGCAUCCCAAUGGUAAUAAGAUGUACCAGGAUCUCCGUGAAUUGUACUGGUGGUCAGGUUUAAAGCAUGAGGUUACAAAUUUCUUUGCUUGUUGUUUGAUGUACCAGCAAGUUAAGGCUGAGCAAAGUUGCCUUCGAGUUUGUUACAGCCAGUUAAGAUUCCUUUAUGGAAAUGGGAAUGAGUGA